Messenger RNA from Colletotrichum navitas, 884 nucleotides. RefSeq lists its product as uncharacterized. Bases 35 to 742 code for a protein of 235 amino acids. The transcript has a single exon. The record is from RefSeq and is a predicted model, not a curated record. Lineage: Eukaryota; Fungi; Ascomycota; Sordariomycetes; Glomerellales; Glomerellaceae.
GACCUGGGUGACGCUCCAACUUGGGAGGGAUGGCAUGGCCCGCGUGGGCGUCGGCGUAUUCUGCCAUCUUGACUUGUCUGUUCCGUUGGGUACUUGGAGGACGAAGAGGUUGAUGUCGGAGGACAACAGUUUAACUCAAAAAGACAUUGACCGAGUCCUGAACAGCCGGGGCUCUAUAACCACAACAGGAACCCUCCGUCUUAUGCAUCAGACCAGGCAAGCUCGCAAACUGGGUAUGCAGGGAUUGGGUGCCAUCGUCGGGGCUUCUGUUAGAAAGACGCGAUUGAUGUGGCAUCGCCAUGUGCCGGAGCCGGGUGCAGGGUCCAGACGAACUCUUUUCCCUUUGCCCUCUCUUUUGGAACCAUCCCAGUCCCAUCUCAUAGGCUACCACCAAUUGUGCAAUAUCUCAGUGUUUGAAGCCAAUAUUGUCAGGCAGUUUGUAGAAAUCCCUGUUUGGGGGGGGAAGGCUUGGUUGGGUGGGCAGCUCUCUUCGGUGUUGCGAGAUCAACCGGGUUCAGCACGCCAUUCCGCUGCCGAAGCACGAAUGGCGCUGUGCUACUACGCACAUCCGUCUACCCCUUUCCACCACCUCGGGUACCUAAGUAGCGAAUAUCGAAGGGAAAAGAUGCGAAAGCUAGGAACAGAAUUGGGCGGGCAGGCCUUUCUGGGACUAUGCAGCCGUCUCGGCUGUCCCCAAGCAAAACGUGGGACGAACGCAUGUGGCUUCGAGUUGGCUCAAUGAUCUGUAUUAAAUCAUGGGCUCAGUAAGGUUAUAAUCGGGACGUUUCCACCAGUAAAGGUUUGAUGUCGACGCCCGGUUUAAAGGAUCCGGGUGGGAUACGGCGACAUCCGGAAGGCGACAAGGGCGAGACUCAGUUCAUUCU